Lathyrus sativus (Indian pea) is the source of this 756-nucleotide messenger RNA. The record is from the annotation of a GenBank genome assembly. NCBI's taxonomy places the organism in Eukaryota, Viridiplantae, Streptophyta, Magnoliopsida, Fabales, Fabaceae.
AUGAAGAUAAUGGUAGCCAUUAAACGAGUCGUCGAUUACGCCGUCAAAAUCAGAGUUAAACCCGACAAGACAGGGGUGGUGACCCAGAACGUGAAAAUGUCGAUGAAUCCAUUUUGUGAGAUUGCCCUUGAAGAAGCCCUUAGAAUCAGGGAAGCUGGUUUGGCAUCAGAGGUUGUGGCUGUUAGCAUGGGACCUUCUCAGUGUGUUGACACUCUUAGAACUGGUCUUGCUAUGGGAGCUGAUAAAGGGAUUCAUGUUGAGGUUGAUGAUUCUCUUUAUCCUCUCUCUGUUGCCAAGAUUUUGAAGAAGCUUGUUGAGAUUGAGAAACCUGGGCUUUUGAUUCUUGGCAAACAGGCCAUUGAUGAUGAUUGCAAUCAAGCAGGGCAGAUGGUAGCAGGACUUCUCAACUGGCCACAAGGGACUUUUGCUUCAAAGGUUGUCCUCGAUAAAGAGAAACAAGUAGCCACCGUUGACAGAGAGGUUGAUGAUGGUAUCGAGACUAUCUCUUUGAACUUACCAGCAGUAAUAACCACUGAUCUGAGACUGAACCAACCGCGGUAUGCUACACUUCCCAACAUAAUGAAAGCAAAAAAGAAGCCGAUAAAGAAGUUCACGCCAGAGGAGUUGAGUGUGGAAAUCAAACCCGAUUUGGAGAUUGUCGAAGUGACAGAACCUCCCAAGCGAAAAUCAGGUGUUGUUGUUUCUUCUGUGGAUGAGCUUAUUGACAAACUAAAACACGAAGCUAAUGUCAUCUGA